This is a messenger RNA of Strongylus vulgaris, 585 nucleotides long. The record is from the annotation of a GenBank genome assembly. Lineage: Eukaryota; Metazoa; Nematoda; Chromadorea; Rhabditida; Strongylidae.
UACCAAACGGAGAUGUUUCGUUUCUGUCUAUUGACGAUUGCCAUCUACUACGCCUACGCGCAUUGCAGUGCACAACAGCAGGGUUCUGAUGGAGUUCUAGCUCCAUGUCCACAGAGCGAAGUGCAACAGUCACCAGUGGUAUAUGAUGCGCCACCACCACCACCUCCACAAUAUCCGUUAAUCCCACCGAAUCCACCACUACGUGAACGUCGACGAAAUCGUCAUAGCUCAAGCGCUACUCGUUCAAAUUCGGAAUCCCGCGAACGACGCAGCUACGAUUCCCGUUCUAAAAGAAGAGGUCAUAGAAGAUACAUCAACCAUGGUAUGUGUGAAAAGGCAAUCGUUACUUGCCUUCAACAUGGCGUGACUGCAACUCCUGACUUCCAAAUUCUCAGUUUCGGUUUAGCAGUCGAUAAUGUGCUGAAGUGCAACAGACGGGGAAGGUGGAUUGCUAUGAACAGUGAACACCAAAUGAUCGAAGUCAGCUCAGUUGCCUGCUAUGCGCCACUGCAGAAUGACCAGCAGCUCAAAGUUCAAACAGCUUCAUUUGUUCAUUUAAAAGCUGAACAGCCGGUCAUAUGUUGA